UAACGGGCUACACCACCUACAUGAUCAGUGUUGCUGCUUUCAACGCGGCCGGCGAUGGGCCACGCAGCCUACCCGACCAGAGGAAGAACCCAACAAGCUGCUCCCAGUGCUCCCAGUUUCAUCCAUUUCAGUGAGCUAACCACCACCUCUGUCAACGUGUCGUGGGGCGAGCCUGUCUUCCCUAACGGCAUCCUUGAGGGUUACAGACUUAUCUAUGAGCCCUGCAUGCCUGUUGAUGAGUCCUCAGUGGCCUGUGUCGACUGUCUUCACUCCCCCUCCCCCCCAGGCGUCAGUAAGAUCGUGACGGUGGACGUAAAGGGGAACGCCCCUCUGUGGCUGAAAAUCAAAGACCUGGCGGAUGGCGUCACAUACAACUUCCGCAUUCGCGCCAAAACCUUCACCUACGGUCCAGAGGUGGAGGCCAACAUCACCACAGGACCCGGAGAAGGAGCCCCGGGACCUCCUGGUGAGCCCUUCAUCUCCCGAUAUGGCUCUGCCCUUACCAUCCACUGGACCAAUGGGGAUCCCGGGCGAGCACCUAUCACCCGCUAUGUUAUAGAGGCCAGGCCCUCGGAUGAAGGCUUGUGGGACAUCUUAAUCAAGGACAUUCCCAAGGAAGUGACAUCAUAUACCUUCAACAUGGAUAUCUUGAAACAGGGAGUCAGCUAUGACUUCCGGGUCAUCGGGGUGAAUGAUUAUGGGUACGGCUCUCCAAGCCAACCGUCACCAUCCAUAUCAGCACAAAAAGUGUCUCCGUUCUAUGAGGAAUGGUGGUUUCUGGUGGUGGUUGCUCUGGUCGGCCUCAUUUUCAUCCUGCUUCUAGUUUUUAUCCUCAUCAUCAGAGGCCAGAGCAAGAAAUAUGCUAAGAAAUCGGACUCAAGCAACAAUUCCAACUGCAAUGCACUGACACAUGGAGAGAUGGUCAGCCUGGACGAGAGCCGCUUCCCUGCCUUGGAACUGAACAAUCGACGGCUGUCCGUCAAAAAUUCCUUCUGCCGCAAAAAUGGUGUCUAUACCAGGUCACCUCCUCGACCCAGUCCAGGCAGUCUGAACUACUCAGAUGAGGAUGUCAGCACCAAGUACAAUGACCUGAUCCCAGCAGAGAGCAGCAGUCUCACAGAGAAGCCCUCAGAGAUCUCAGAUUCACAGGAGGCGCUUGUUUUCUCCUUUAAGACUGGGGGCCUCCAUACUCUUCCAACUCAAAUGGGCAGUGACAGUGAAUACGAGGUGGAACCCAGCCGCCAGAAGACGCAUUCAUUCGUCAACCACUACAUCAGUGACCCCACCUACUACAACUCCUGGCGCAGACAGCAGAAGGGAAUCUCCCGGGUGCAGGCCUACAACUAUACCGAGUCGGAGUCCGGAGAACCCGAACCCUGUGCUCCUCCACCACCUCUACCCCCUCUACCCCCAUUCCCCCCACAGCUCAGUUCCCCUACACCCCAGAGCCAGUCCCAGGCUGGCAGCCUUUUUAGACCCAAAGGCAGCCGGACUCCCACUCCUUCCCAGCAGAGCUCCAACUCACCCAGUCAGCACGGCACUCUUUAUCGGCCCCCGAGCAGCUUGGCCCCAGGUUCCCGGGCCCCCAUCGCUGGCUUCUCCUCCUUUGUUUGAUUGAAUGAAGAUAUCGGUACAUGGAAAAACAAAACAAAGGCAAGGGAUCGCUUACUUUCCCCAAUGCCUGAUCAAACUCACAUCUAUUGAAAAACAUCAGCCCUGGAUUUGUUGUGCUUUACGUGUCAUUGCGAGCAGAUUUGUAUUUUUAUAUACUUUCUUUGAUCACACAUUUUGUUUUCUUUCAUUUAGGUUUUUGUUUUGUUUCUCUGCUUGUGAGUUCAAAGCGUUUCACUCAAAUUGAAAGAUAAUCACUUGGAAAGACAUUUAAACGCGUCGGUGAGCUUCGUUUCUUUUGGUUUGAGGUUUUUUGUGCUGCUUGAACAAACUGCAUGACUUUUAUGUCAUUCAAACAAAUAUUUUCGUUUGCUUUUUAUUUAGAUUUCAUUGGUACUUUUGUUUUAUUGCGUUCCACAAAAGAGUAUUACACCAACACUGAGUCAUGAAUGCUGUACAAAGGCACUGACUCGUGAAAAAGAAAUGGCUAGGGAGAAAAUCUCAGCACUUGGACCACAUCGAGAAAAAUGCUAAAUAGUGAUUUGUACUGUGGUAUUUUUUGUUCUUACACAGAUGACAAAGUACUGCAGUGAUUAUGAGAGGUUAAAGUUCAUUUAACUAGGGACUGUGCACUUAGCACAUGUUUGAGUUGGAAAGCAUCAUUUACUGAUGUCACAGGUCACUUUUCACCAGGCCUCUGAAAAGGCCAAAUUAAGUGCUUCUCGCUAAUCUGUGUUUUGAAUGUUUUUCCGGAGGUGAAAUGUAGAUUGUUCGUAAAGUUGAACACAAGUAUAUUUUCCCUCGUGAAACUUAUGGAAGGCCAAAUAUGUAAGAGUCUGAUUCACUAUGAUAUUAUUAUACUAGUGCUCUGAAUUAUUUCAGAUUCAGAGUCAUUUAUGUUAGCAGCAGGUGUGUAUGUGGGUAUGUGGUGGGGGGUCAUUUGUUGCUCCUUUUGAUUUGACUCUAUGAUGUCAUCCUGAGCUUCAGGUUGCACUUCCGCCGUGCAAACGGUAACGUCGGACACAAACGUCAGUAAACAGCAGCGGAUAUCAGAUAUUUGCCAGCAUCUCAGGUGGAGCUGGAUGUCAAACAUACCCAUCAAAGAUUUCCUGUUCAAAAACCUCUCAGAUUUUCCCUUUCCUGAUCAUCUGGCCAGACGUAACAUCAUAGAACCUGAUGACAUUUCAAAGAUUGUGCAGCCAAGCAAAUGUAUUGUACCCGUGAACUUCAGAUUUUUCUCCACAUCGCUUUGACGCGGCUAUUCAAAGUUACUGAAGAUAAAAGAAAAUGGACAAAGGGACCCAACACAGCCGCAGCAGAGAACUAAACGGCACUUGCGCAGCUUACUUGUGAGGUUAAAUGAUGUUGUUUGCUCUUUCUUUUCCGUGAAGUGAUUUUACUGUCUGUAUAAACAAGGUCAAUCACAUGCUCAGUCUGCCUGAACACAGUAUAUUCCUAAAUAAAUUAUGUUUUCUGCAAA
Messenger RNA from Carassius auratus (goldfish), 3091 nucleotides. RefSeq names its product protein sidekick-2-like. NCBI's taxonomy places the organism in Eukaryota, Metazoa, Chordata, Actinopteri, Cypriniformes, Cyprinidae. The record is from RefSeq and is a predicted model, not a curated record. The transcript has 10 exons. The coding region runs from base 55 to 1614 and encodes 519 amino acids. Gene Ontology annotation, molecular function: protein binding.